GUGUUGUUGAGUUCAAAGGCGCCGGGAAAGGGGAGUUUCACACCGAACUGGCGGAGAAGUGCGCAUACUGUGGAGGUUUCAUGUGGACAUUUCUGAGGGAGCCGGGAAAGGAACACAGUGAAUCGCCGAAUUCCUUCUAUUUCUAUUCUUCACCUGGACGAUAUUAUUGGGAAUUAAACUCUUCAACUGCGGGAUGAUUUACUGCGGCGUUAAAUCCAAGCGCGAGUCAAUCUCGGUGAUGUGACGUGGAGCGCAACUUUCUUUUUUUCCCCUUUUACUUUUUUUUUUUUUUCGUAAAGCAAGACAUUCUUCACUCUGCUGUCUGGAACAAUGACAGGUUUGAAUUUGUUUCUGUCAGAAAUGAUGAAGAGCACAAACAACUACGAGAUUCUAUUACUUGUGGUGCAUUUUUGGGUGUAGUCGCCACUUUUUUUUCUCACUCACAAGAAACAUUGCCAAUCCUUGUAAUUUUUCCAAGUUGAUGUCCGUAGUGGUAUGCAGUGAGACACUGAUGCGCAUCUUCAUCUGGAAUUAAUCAAUUCCUAAAUUCUACUUCAAAUGCUCUAAAAGGCGCUCUCAAUUUGUUUCUUCCACUGGGAGAGUUUUUAGCAACAUCUCUGCAGAAUGUGGCGGCUUUUAACUCUCACUUUGGCGCUUAUGUGUCUCCUGAUAUGGGCAAGCGAAGCCGACAGGUACAGCCAUCGCAUUCGGGCGCAGUUGCGCAGGCCACCCAGGCUGGGACGACCGAAGGUGGGCACAGAAGGCAGGGGGCGCCAAUUUACGCGUCUGCGCCCCGGAUUCAGUUCUGCCAUAUCCGUGCAUAGCUACACGAAGGGUGAAGGCAUCCAGGCGGAUGAGGGAACACCAACGAUUGGGGGGUCGCAAGGCAGAAGAAUGCUGGGCGCAAGAAGAAGGGUCAAGGUGCGUCCCCAGGGGGGGAUGCUGCAAGACGAGGGCGCCCCCCGAGUGAGGGCCAGGGUGGCGCGGAUGCCCAGCAGCGCCGGUUCGCCCAACCUGCUGGCCAGUUUUGCAGGCAAAAACCGAGUCCUGGUGAUCUCUGCACCUCAUGAUUCCGACGGCUAUUUCCGGCUGAUGAUGUCCUUGCUGAAAUCUGAUGUGUACUGCGAGCUGGCGGAAAGGCACGUGCAGCAGAUCAUCAUAUUCCACCAAGAGGGCGAGAUGGGUGGCAAGGUGCGGAGGAUCACCACUGAGGGCAAAGUCAUGGAAGAGCCACUGGACACAGGCCUCAUUCCGAGACUUAUGAGCUUCCUUAAACUGGAAAAAGGUAAGUUUGGAAUGGUGCUGCUGAAAAAGACCCUCCAGGUGGAGGAGAGGUACCCGUACCCCGUGAGGCUGGAGGCCAUGUAUGAGGUCAUCGACAAGUCACCCAUGAGGAGACUGGAGAAGAUUCGCCAAAAAGGUUUUGUCCAGAAGUGUAAAGGAGCUGGCGUUGAGGGUCAAGUGGAGGAGGGCACACUCACGGCGAUUACACCUGUAGGAAGAAAACCAGAAAGGAAAAUCAUGAGAAAGCCCACAACAACUACAACUACGACUACUACCCGGCCAACAACAACCCGACCAACAACUACAACCACCACAACUAAAGCCACAACCACCACAGCCACAACCACCACACGAAGAACCACCACCAAAAGAACCACCACCACCACCCUAACACCAACCAAAGCCCAUACCCAGACCGUGCUGCUCCCCGCCCCCAGAACCACAGAGGACCCAUAUUACUACAACCAAAGGGAGAAGGAGAACUACCCAGCCAAAACUACGCCGUCUGGAGACAAUCUCACAGACAAAGAAAACAAAGAGCCACACAUCCACAAGCUGGUACCCGCCACAAGGAAACCAUCCAAGAUCAAACCCAACAGGAAGAAGAACGGAGAGAAGAUGCUAACAAACGAGUAUGAGGACAAAUACGAAGCUGGUAAGCCAACCAUCGUGUAUCCCGAGGAGGUUGACCCCUUCGCUGACGUCAGUCCCACCAGGAAGGUGAAGGCCAAGCAUGAAAAGAAGAAGAAGAACGAAAAAGCAGGCAAGAAGGCAGAGAGGAGGGGAGGAAAGGCCGGCAAAGAAGGCAAGAGCGGUGGGAAGAAGAACGGAAAGAAGUUAUCAAAGUACCCAGAGAAGGAGGACUACCCAAAGCCUACCAAGAAGCCCACACCGCCUCCCAAGGGAUCCCUGGCCUCCUUUUUGGACUACUUUGAGAACCGGAGGCGACUACUGCUGGUGACAUCACCCAGCGAGGAGAACAAGAUGUAUGCCCAGCAAAGGGACGAGUAUUUGGAGUCCGUGUGUGAAAUGGCCAUCCGGAAAGUCUCCAUCAUCACCAUCUUUGGCUCACUCGUUAACUCCACUAUGAAAAUCGACCAUUACCAGUUGGAGAACGACAAGCCGAUGAAGGGACUCCGUCAAGAAGACUUAGUAAACCAGGAUCUGAUCACUGAGUUGAGGAAGGAGUUCAGCAUGAUUUACGAUGACUUCCACAUGGUCCUCACUGACACAGACAUGAGAGUCCAGCAAUCCUACGAGGUUCCCAUUGCCAUGAAGGCCGUGUUCAACUACAUCGACACAUUCUCCUCCCGCAUCCGCGAGAUGGAGCAGCAGAAGCGAGAUGGCGUCGUUUGCAAGAAAGAGGACAAGCCCAGAUCGUUGGAGAACUUCCUCUCAAGGUUCCGCUGGAGGCGACGUCUCUUCAUCAUCUCCAGCCCUAACGAUGAGGAGUGGGCCUAUCAGCAGCAGCUUUACGGCCUUGGGAGUCAGGCCUGCAACCUGGGUUUACGGCACAUUUCCAUUCUAAAGCUGGUUGGGACUGAGCUGUCGGACAUGGGUGGAGUUUUGGAACUUUAUCCUUUUAAUGGGAGCGCUACAGUAGAGCGCGAAGGCCUGUCGGCCACCUUGGUCAAGGACAUGAGGAAUUACUUCCAGAUCAGCCCGGAAUACUUUUCUAUGCUGCUGGUGGGUAAGGACGGCAACGUCAAGUCCUGGUACCCCUCGCCUAUGUGGUCCAUGGCGAUCAUCUACGACCUGGUGGACUCCAUGCAGCUGCGCCGGCAGGAAAUGGCCAUCCAGCAAUCGCUGGGAAUGCGUUGCCCCGAGGAUGAGUACGGCGGAUAUGGCUACCACCAGCACGGCUAUCAGGACGGUUAUCAUCAGGGCUACGGUUACUAGCGGGUUUCUUGAUGACUGGGUGGAUGCUAGCCACGCACAAGCUUCUGUUUGACGUUAGCAGCCCUCUAAUUUUCGCCUCCCCAACUGAGCAGAUGAGCUCAUAGGGUAAUUUUAUAGACCUAAGUGGAGGCUGUGAACCUCGCCACAUUCUCCAUAUAUAGCCCCCAGCAUGGCUCAAUUUGCAGGACGCUCUAUCUAAUCGCAGCCAAUAAAAGCAUAGAAGAGCCCAACGGGAACUGUAUUGUAGACUUAUUUACGUAUGAAAUCCUGUCACACAUGGAUUUAUUGAACUUUUGUUGCAUUUGUGGUUGUUGCAGUUUUUCCGGCUGCAGCAGGAUUGCUUUUUGGGGGGUGCGUUUUAUUAUUUAAACUCUAUUGUGCCUUACAAUAAAUUCUUUUUUCCUG
Molecule: messenger RNA, 3588 nt
Organism: Syngnathus acus (greater pipefish)
Lineage: Eukaryota; Metazoa; Chordata; Actinopteri; Syngnathiformes; Syngnathidae
Gene: ccdc80
Product: coiled-coil domain containing 80
Exons: 10
Coding region: 625-3183 (852 amino acids)
Source: RefSeq, a predicted model, not a curated record